CUCUGCGCGCGCACUUUUUCUCUUUUCCUGGUACAUCGAGCUGUAGCCGGUGGCGAAGUCCCCGGCCCGAACCAUCCCUCGCCAUCUGGGCCGCCCGAGGCUGUUGCAGCCUUCUGGCAGACCUUUUGCUUGGCUCUGUGUCCACGUGUUCUGCAUAAGGAUUUGCAUUGAUACAGAAAAUUGGAAGAAUAAGAAAAGUUUGAGAAGAUGGCAAAGUUCAUGACACCUGUGAUCCAGGACAACCCCUCGGGCUGGGGUCCCUGUGCAGUCCCCGAGCAGUUCCGGGAUAUGCCCUACCAGCCGUUCAGCAAAGGAGACCGGCUAGGAAAGGUUGCAGACUGGACGGGUGCCACAUACCAAGAUAAGAGGUACACAAAUAAGUACUCCUCUCAGUUUGGUGGUGGAAGUCAAUAUGCUUAUUUCCACGAGGAGGAUGAAACGAGUUUCCAGCUGGUGGAUACAGCGCGCACGCAGAAGACCGCCUACCAGCGGAAUCGGAUGCGGUUUGCACAGCGGAACCUCCGCAGAGACAAAGACCGACGGAACAUGUUGCAAUUCAACCUGCAGACCCUUCCUAAGAGCGCCAAGCAGAAGGAGAGAGAACGUAUACGACUACAGAAAAAAUUCCAGAAACAGUUUGGAGUGAGGCAGAAAUGGGACCAAAAAUCACAGAAACCCCGAGACUCUUCAGUUGAAGUCCGCAGUGACUGGGAGGUGAAGGAGGAAAUGGACUUUCCUCAGUUGAUGAAGAUGCGUUACCUGGAAGUGUCGGAGCCGCAGGACAUCGAGUGUUGUGGGGCCCUGGAAUACUACGAUAAAGCUUUUGAUCGCAUCACGACGAGGAGCGAGAAGCCACUGCGGAGCAUCAAGCGCAUCUUCCACACUGUCACCACCACAGACGACCCUGUCAUCCGGAAGCUGGCAAAGACUCAGGGGAAUGUGUUUGCCACUGAUGCCAUCCUGGCCACUCUGAUGAGCUGCACCCGCUCCGUGUAUUCCUGGGACAUUGUCGUCCAGAGAGUCGGCUCCAAGCUCUUCUUUGACAAGAGGGACAACUCUGACUUCGACCUCCUGACAGUGAGUGAAACAGCCAACGAGCCCCCUCAGGAUGAAGGUAAUUCCUUCAACUCGCCCCGCAACCUGGCCAUGGAAGCAACCUACAUCAACCACAACUUCUCCCAGCAGUGCUUGAGGAUGGGGAAAGAAAGAUACAACUUCCCCAACCCAAACCCGUUUGUGGAGGACGACAUGGAUAAGAACGAAAUAGCCUCUGUUGCAUACCGCUAUCGCAGGUGGAAGCUCGGAGACGACAUCGACCUUAUCGUCCGCUGUGAGCACGACGGCGUUAUGACUGGCGCCAACGGCGAGGUGUCCUUCAUCAACAUCAAGACCCUCAACGAGUGGGAUUCCAGGCACUGUAAUGGUGUUGACUGGCGUCAGAAGCUGGACUCUCAGCGAGGGGCUGUCAUUGCCACCGAGCUGAAGAACAACAGCUACAAGUUGGCCCGAUGGACCUGCUGUGCUUUGCUGGCCGGAUCAGAGUACCUCAAGCUUGGUUACGUGUCCCGGUACCAUGUGAAAGACUCCUCACGCCACGUCAUCCUGGGCACCCAGCAGUUCAAACCCAAUGAGUUUGCCAGCCAGAUCAACCUGAGCGUGGAGAAUGCCUGGGGCAUCCUGCGCUGCGUCAUCGACAUCUGCAUGAAGCUGGAGGAGGGCAAGUACCUCAUCCUCAAGGACCCCAACAAGCAGGUCAUCCGCGUCUACAGCCUGCCCGACGGCACUUUCAGCUCCGACGAGGACGAGGAGGACGAGGAGGAGGAGGAGGAGGAAGAGGAAGAGGAAGAAGCUUAAACCAGACGUUGAGGGAGCCGGAGUUUGUAAUCCCACCGAGCCUACCAGGGCCUUGGCUGCCCAGUGGAAUGUUUGUCUGAUUCUUACUCUCUGAAGUUUGGCAGAUGGAAUAAAGUAUAAUUCUGUUUCGUCUCUUACCUUCA
Molecule: messenger RNA, 1997 nt
Organism: Diceros bicornis minor
Lineage: Eukaryota; Metazoa; Chordata; Mammalia; Perissodactyla; Rhinocerotidae
Gene: EIF3D
Product: eukaryotic translation initiation factor 3 subunit D
Exons: 16
Coding region: 208-1854 (548 amino acids)
Biological process (GO): translational initiation
Cellular component (GO): cytoplasm; eukaryotic translation initiation factor 3 complex
Molecular function (GO): translation initiation factor activity
Source: RefSeq, a predicted model, not a curated record